AUGGUAUGUACUGUGUUUGUUAAUAAAUGGUUUAGAAUUUCCUUAUUCUGUGGAGUUUGGACGGAGAGAGAAACAUACAGUGAGGGAAAAAAGUAUUUGAUCCCCUGCUGAUUUUGUACGUUUGCACACUGACAAAGACAUGAUCAGUCUAUGAUUUUAAUGGCAGGUUUAUUUGAACAGUGAGAGACAGAAUAACAACAAAAAAAUACAGAAAAACGCAUGUCAAAAAUGUUAUAAAUUGAUUUGCAUUUUAAUGAGGGAAAUAAGUGCCACCGGUUUGCACACAUCUCAGGAGGGAUUUUGUUCCACUCCUCUUUGUAGAUCUUCUCCAAGUCAUUAAGGUUUCAAGUCUGACGUUUGGCAACUCAAACCUUCAGCUCCCUCCACAUAUUUUCUAUGAGAUUAAGGUCUGGAGACUGGCUAGGCCACUCUAGGACCUUAAUGUGCUUCCUCUUGAGCCACUCCUUUGUUGCCUUGGCCGUGUGUUUUGGGUCAUUGUCAUGCUGGAAUACCCAUCCACAACCCAUUUUCAAUGCCCUGGCUGAGGGAAGGAGGUUCUCACCCAAGAUUUGAUGGAACAUGGCCCCGUCCAUCGUCCCUUUGAUGCGGUGAAGUUGUCCUGUCCCCUUAGCAGAAAAACACCCCCAAAGCAUAAUGUUUCCACCUCCAUGUUUGACGGAGGGGAUGGUGUUCUUGGGGUCAUAGGCAGCAUUCCUCCUCCUCCAAACACGGCGAGUUGAGUUGAUGCCAAAGAGCUUGAUUUUGGUCUCAUCUGACCACAACACUUUCACCCAGUUUUCCUCUGAAUCAUUCAGAUGUUCAUUUGCAAACUUCAGACGGCCCUCUAUAUGUGCUUUCUUGAGCAGGGGGACCUUGCGGGCGCUGCAGGAUUUCAGUCCUUCACGGCGUAGUGUGUUACCAAUUGUUUUCUUGGUGACUAUGGUCCCAGCUGCCUUGAGAUCAUUGACAAGAUCCUCCCAUGUAGUUCUGGGCUGUUUCCUCACCGUUCUUAUGAUCAUUGCAUCUCCACGAGGUGAGAUGUUGCAUGGAGCCCCAGGCCGAUGGAGAUUUACAGUUAUUCUGUGUUUCUUCCAUUUGCAAAUAAUCACACCAACUGUUGUCACCUUCUCACCAAGCUGCUUGGCAAUGGUCUUGUAGCCCAUUCCAGCCUUGUGUAGGUCUACAAUAUUUUCCCUAACAUCCUUGGAGAGCUCUGUGGUCUUGGCCAUGGUGGAGAGUUUGGAAUCUAAUUGAUUGAUUGCUUCUGUGGACAGGUGUCUUUUAUACAGGUAACAAGCUGAGAUUAGGAGCACUCCCUUUAAGAGUGUGCUCCUAAUCUCAGCUCAUUACCUGUAUAAAAGACACCUGGGAGCCAGAAAUCUUUCUGAUUUAGAGGGGGUCAAAUACUUAUUUCCCUCAUUAAAAUGCAAAUAAAUUUAUAACAUUUUUGACAUGCGUUUUUCUGGAUUGUUUUGUUGUUAUUCUGUCUCUCACUGUUCAAAUAAACCCACCAUUAAAAUUAUAGAGUGAUCAUUUCUUUGUCAGUGGGCAAACUUACAAAAUCAGCAGGGGAUCAAAUACUUUUUUCCCUCACUGUAGCUACUCUUCAAUCCCUUAGUAAGGUAAUGUCAUGGCUUUUGAAGGUCGUCGGGGAGUUUGAACUAGAUGUCAAAAUAAAUCCUAUUUCCACUAAAACAAUGAUUUUGGGCGAUAUUAUGACUAAAUGUACUACAUUUUCUGGAAUACUAACCCAGAUUGUUUGGAGUGUUUUUUUAUCAUUCAGUUCUGGAAUUAUUUCAAAUAAUCAAUUCGAUAUAUUGAGAAACUCAAUAUUGACACUGGUUCCAUUUUGGGGUGUUAUUAAUCUCAUAUUUCCACAGUUGUUUUGUAUUGUAUUGUAACCUCUGCGCUUCCCCCUUGUAGCUGCACUCGGAUGUGGACAAGGGUGAAGGGCGGGUGAAGUACGUGCUCAAUGGCGAGGGAGCUACCUCCAUCUUCACCAUCGACGAGAACACGGGUGACAUCCAUGCCACCAAGCGUCUGGACCGCGAGGAGCAGGCUUACUACACACUCCGGGCUCAGGCCAGGCACCGCGACACCAACCUGCCCGUGGAACCAGAGUCUGAGUUUGUCAUCAAGGUCCAGGAUAUUAACGACAAUGAGCCCAAGUUCCUGGACGGGCCCUACUCAGCCAGAGUCCCCGAGAUGUCCCCGGUGGGUGAGUAACAUCAAGUGACCCGGCGGGUCAAAAACAGAGCAAAAAACAGUUUCUGGUUGGAAUGAUGUCAUUUUAACCAGGUCAUGUCAAAGACAUCAUGUCAAUGAAAUCAUUUCAACCACGUUAUUUCAACCACGUCAUGUCAACCAAGUCACGUCAGCCACGUCAUGUCAAUGACGUUCGUUCAUACACGUUAUUUCAACCACAGCAGGUCAACCACGUCAUGUCAAUUACGUUAUUUCAACCAAGUCAUGUCAACCUGUUUUGCCUGCUGGAAAGGCCUAUAGGGUGUUGCAGAACAUUCAUAGGGGAUGACAAGCAAUAGACAUACACUGUAGUAGUAUGAACACUGUAUUAGUAUGGACACUGUAGUAGUAUGGACACUGUAGUAGUAUGGACUAGUAUGAAGACACUGUAGUAGUAUGAACACUGUAUUAGUAUGGACACUGUAGUAGUAUGGACACUGUCAGUAGUAUGGACUAGUAUGAAGGACACUGUAGUAGUAUGGACACUGUAUUAGUAUGGACACUGUAGUAGUAUGGACACUGUAGUAGUAUGGACUAGUAUGAAGACACUGUAGUAGUAUGGACACUGUAUUAGUAUGGACACUGUAGUAGUAUGGACACUGUAGUAGUAUGGACUAGUAUGAAGACACUGUAGUAGUAUGAACACUGUAGUAGUAUGGACACUGUAGUAGUAUGGACACUGAAGUAGUAUGAAGACACUGUAGUAGUAUGAAGACACUGUAGUAGUAUGAAGACAAUGUAGUAGUAUGGACACUGUAGUAGUAUGGACACUGUAGUAGUAUGGACACUGUUUUAGUAUGAAGACAAUGUAGUAGUAUGGACACUGUGUAGUAUGAAGACACUGUAGUAGUAUGAAGACUGUAGUAGUAUACAGACUACAUGGUCUCCUGAGUGGUGCAGUGGUCUAAGGCACUGCAUCGCAGUGCUAACUGUGCCACUGGAGAUCCUGGUUCGAAUCCAGGCUCUGUCGCAGCCGGCCGCGACCGGGAGAAUCAUGGGCAGCGCACAAUUGGCCCAGCGUCGUCCAGGGUAGGGGAGGGAAUGGCCGGCAGGGAUGUAGCUCAGUUGAUAGAGCAUGGCGUUUGCAACGCCAGGGUUGUGGGUUCGUUUCCCACGGGGGGCCAGUAUAAAUAUAUAUAUGUAUUCACUAACUGUAAGUCGCUCUGGAUAAAAUGUAAAUGUAGUAUGAACUGUAAAGUCGCUCUGGACACUAAAAUGUAAAUGUAGUAUGGACACUGUAGUAGUAUGAAGACUGUAGUAGUAUGGUAACUGUUUUAGUAUGAAGACAAUGUAGUAGUAUGGACACUGUAGUAUAAUGAAGAUACUGUAGUAGUUUGAAGACACUGUAGUAGUAUGGACACUGUAUUAGUAUGAAGACACUGUAGUAGUAUGGACACUGUAGUAGUAUGGACACUGUAGUAGUAUGAAUAUACUGUAGUAGUAUGGACACUGUAGUAGUAUGAAUAUACUGUAGUAGUAUGGACACUGUAGUAGUAUGAUUAUACUGUAGUAGUAUGAAGACACUGUAGUAGUAGGAAGACACUGUAGUAGUAUGGACACUGUAGUAGUAUGUUCACUGUAUUAGAUAUGAAGAUGCUGUAGUACUAUGAAGACACUGUAGUAGUAUGAAGACACAGUAGUAGUAUGGACACUGUAGUAGUAUGGACACUGUAGUAUUAUGGACACUGUAUUAGUAUGAAGACACUGUAGUAGUAUGGACACUGUAGUAGUAUGAAGACACUGUAGUAGUAUGGACACUGUAGUAGUAUGAAUAUACUGUAGUAGUAUGGACACUGUAGUAGUAUGGACACUGUAGUAGUAUGAAGACACUGUAGUGUAUAAGACCUGUCGUAGUAUGGACAUGUAGUAUUUAUGGACACUGUAGUAGUAUGAAGGACACUGUAGUUGUAUGGACACAGUAGUAGUAUGGACACUGUAGUAUUAUGGACACUGUGUUAGUAUGAAGACACUGUAGUAGUAUGGACACUGUAGUAGUAUGAAGACACUGUAGUAGUAUGGACACUGUAGUAGUAUGAAGACACUGUAGUAGUAUGAAGACACUGUAGUAGUACGGACACUGUAGUAGUAUGAAGACACUUUAGUAGUAUGAAGAUACUGUAGUAGUAUGAAGACAACAUAGUAGUAUGAAGACAAUGUAGUAGUAUGGACCAUGUAGUAGUAUGGACACUGUAGUAGUAUGAAGACACUGUAGUAGUAUGGACACUGUAGUAGUAUGAAGACAUUGUAGUAGUAUGGACACUGAAGUAGUAUGAAGAUACUGUAGUAGUAUGGACACUGUAGUAGUAUGGACACCGUAGUAGUAUGGACACUGUAGUAGUAUGAAGACACUAUAGUAGUAUGAAGACACUGUAGUAUUAUGGACACUGUAGUAGUAUGAAGACACUGUAGUAGUAUGGACACUGUAGUAGUAUGGACACUGUAGUAGUAUGAAGAUACUAUAGUAGUAUGGACACUGUUAAGUUAGUAUGGCCACUGUAUUGUAUGGACACGUAGUAGUAUGGAAGAACCUGUAUAGUAUGGCGACACUGUAGUAGUAAUUAAGACACUGUAAGUAACGAGCAGAUAAAUACGGAAAGGGCAACCUACAAGCAUCAAGUAAGAAGUACAUAGACGAAACAGGCAAAAAGCGAAAAAGAAUGAAACAGCCGGGGAGUCAUGGGUAGAAGGGUCCAAUAAGAAACAAUCAACGGAUACGAAGACGAGUAUUUGAACUAGUAGUAGGGACACUGUAGUAUUAGGAAGACUUUAAUUUAUGAAGACACUGUAGUAGUAUGGACACUGUAGUAGUAUGGACACUGUAGUAGUAUGAAGACCCUGUAGUAGUAUGAAGACACUGUCGUAGUAUGAAGACACUGUAUUAGUAUGAAGACACUGUAGUAGUAUGGACACUGUAGUAGUAUGGACUAGUAUGAAGACACUAUAGUAGUAGGGACACUGUAGUAGUAUGGACACUGUAGUAGUAUGGACACUGCAGUAGUAUGAAGGCACUGUAGUACUAUGAAGACAACGUAGUAGUAUGAAGACACUGUAGUAGUAUGGACACUGUAGUAGAAUGAAGACACUGUAGAAGUAUGGACACUGUAGUAGUAUGAAGACAUUGUAGUAGUAUGGGACACUGUAGUAGUAUGGACACUGUAGUAGUAUGGACACUGUAGUAGUAUGAAGACACUAUACUAGGCGAAGACACUGAAUAUGUUUACAUGCACACUAAUAAUUCGAUACUGUACUGAUAAUGGCAGUAGGCACCUUAUUCUGCUUAUCUUUAAUUGGCGUAAGGUCAAAAUGGAAGUAAGCGUACACCUGGUUUUCUGAGCAAUCUUUCAAAUGAUUAGGACAUGUAAACACCUUAAUUGGCGUUCUUGCGGUGUAUUUGAUCUGCGCAUCUGCUAGCACCAGCCCAGUGAUCCUCCCUAUUUAGCGCGAGUGCAGUGAGUUUAAAAAUAACUGUCAAUCUGCCUCGGCCUGGGGCUCCAUGCAAGAUCUCACCUUGUGGAGUUGCAAUGAUCAUGAGAACGGUGAGGAAUCAGCCCAGAACUACACGGGAGGAUCUUGUCAAUGAUCUCAAGGCAGCUGGGACGAUAGUCACCAAGAAAACAAUUGGUAACACACUACACCGUGAAGGACUGAAAUCCUGCAGCGCUCACAAGGUCCCCCUGCUUAAGAAAGCACAUAUACAUGCCUGUCUGAAGUUUGCGAAUGAACAUCUGAAUGAUUCAGAGGAGAACUGGGUGAAAGUGUUGUGGUCAGAUGAGACCAAAAUCGAGCUCUUUGGCAACAACUCAACUCGCUGUGUUUGGAGGAGGAGGAAUGCUGCCUAUGAUCCCAAGAACACCAUCCCCACCGUCAAACAUGGAGGUGGAAACAUUAUGCUUUGGGGGUGUUUUUCUGCUAAGGGGACAGGACAACUUCACCGGAUCAAAGGGACGAUGGACGGGGCAAUGUACUGUUAAAUCUUGGGUGAGAACCUCCUUCCCUUAGCCAGGGCAUUGAAAAUGGGUCGUGGAUGGGUAUUCCAGCAUGACAAUGACCCAAAACACACGGCCAAGGCAAAAAAGGAGUGGCUCAAGAAGAAGCACAUUAAGGUCCUGGAGUGGCCUAGCCAGUGUCCAGACCUUAAUCCCAUAGAAAAUCUGUGGAGGGAGCUGAAGGUUCGAGUUGCCAAACGUCAGCCUCGAAACCUUAAUGACUUGGAGAAGAUCUGCAAAGAGGAGUGGGACAAAAUCCCUCCUGAGAUGUGUACAAACCUGGUGGCCAACUACAAGAAACGUCUGACCUCUGUGAUUGCCAACAAGGGUUUUGCCACCAAGUACUAAGUAAUGUUUUGCAGAGGGGUCAAAUACUUAUUUCCCUCAUUAAAAUGCAAAUCAAUUUAUAACAUUUUUGACAUGCGUUUUUCUGGAUUUUUUUUGUUGUUAUUCUGUCUCUCAAUGUUCAAAUAGACCUACCAUUAAAAUUAUAGACUGAUCAUGUCUUUGUCAGUGGGCAAACGUACAAAAUCAGUAGGGGAUCAAAUACUUUUUUCCCUCACUGUAGGCCAUAGUGCAAAAUAGUUACAAUUUUGUUUUAUAACAUUGGAAUGAUACAUGUGCAAAAUAUGAUGUGCAAAUAGAGAUACUGGGGUGCAAAUGAGCAAAAUAAAUAACAAUAUCGGGAUGAAGUAGUUGGGUGGGCUAAUUUCAGAAUGGCUGUGUACAGGUGCAGUGAUCAGUAAGCUGCUCUGACAACUGACGCUUAAAGUUAGUGAGGGAGAUAAGAGUCUCCAGCUUCAGAGAUUUUUGCAGUUCGUUCCAGUCAUUGGCAGCAGAGCACUGGAAGGAAUGGCGGCCAAAGGAGGUGUUGGCUUUGGGAAUGACCAGUGAGAUAUACCUGCUGGAGCGCAGACUACGGGUGGGUGUUGCUAUGGUGACCAGUGAGCUAAGAUAAGACGGGGAUUUGCCUAACAGUGAUUUAUAGAUGAUCUGGAGCCAGUGGGUUUGGCGACGAAUAUGUAGUGAGGGCCAGCCAACAAGAGCGUACUGGUCACAAUGGUGGGUAGUAUAUGGGGCUUUAGUGACAAAAUGGAUGGCACUGUGAUAGACUACAUCCAAUUUGCUGAGUAGAGUGUUGGAGGCUAUUUUGUAAAUGACAUCUCCGAAGUCAUGGAUCGGUAGGAUAGUCAGUUUUACGAGGGCAUGUUUGGCAGCAUGAGUGAAGGAGGCUUUGUUGCGAAAUAGGAAGCCAAUUCUAGAUCUAACUUUUGAUUGGAGAUGCUUAAUGUGAGUCUGGAAGGAGAGUUUACAGUCUAACCAGACACCUAGGUAUUUGUAGUUGUCCACAUACUCUAGGUCAGUCCUGCCGAGAGUAGUGAUUCUAGUCGGGUGGGCGGGUGCAAGCAGCGUUCGGUUGAAGAGCAUGCAUUUAGUUUUACUAGUGUUUAAGUGCAGUUGGAGGCUACGGAAGGAGUGUUGUAUGGCGUUGAAGCUCGUUUGGAGGUUUGUUAACACAGUGUCCAAUGAAGGGCCAGAUGUAUACAAAAUGGUGUCGUCCGCAUAGAGGUGGAUCCGAGCGUCACCAGCAGCAUUGACAUACACAGAGAAUAGAGUCGGCCUGAGAAUUGAACCCAGUGGCACCCCCGUAGAGACGGCCAGAGGUCCAGACAACAGGCCCUCCGAUUUGACACAUUGAACUCUAUCUGAGAAGUAGUUGGUGAACCAGGCGAGGCAGUCAUUAGAGAAACCAAGGUUAUUUAAUCUGCCAAUAACAAUGCAGUGGUUGACAGAGUCGAAAGCCUUGGCCAGGUCGAUGAAGACGGCUGCGCAGUACUGUCUUUUAUCGAUGGCAGUUAUAAUAUCAUUUAGGAGCGUGGCUAAGGUGCACCCAUGACCAGCUCGGAAACCGGAUUGCAUAGCGGAGAAGGUACGGUGGGAUUCGAAAUGGUCGGUGAUCUGUUUGUUAACUUGGCUUUCAAAUACUUUCGAAAGGCAGGGCAGGAUGGAUAUAGGUCUAUAACAGUUUGGAUCUAGAGCAGGGGUGUCAAACUCAUUUUAGCUCAGGGGCCACAUGGAGGAAAAUCUAUUCCCAAGUGGGCCGGACCGGAAAAAUCAUGGUAUAUAUAACUUAAAAACAACAACUUCAGAUUGUUUUCUUUGUUUUAAUACGAUCAACAUACAACAUAAAGCUGGAGCCUGAGGACAGUGUGUCCAAAAUAGUACAAGCACAACAUCACUAUUAAUCAUAAAACACCUCAAGUUAUUUGAAAGUUCUGAGGACAAAGAACACACAAACACACAAUGCCUCAGUGAUUAACAGAACUGUUUCACAGAUCACAGAACUAUAUCAGGGUGUCAUUUCUCAGGCAGAAAUGUAGAUACAAAUAAUGAAAUCCUGUUCCCCAAACAAGUGCAAGAACCACAGAGUCAAGAAUAGGUUAAAUAUACAAAUAAAAUAAAAUCAAUUAAAAACAAUAGCACAUCAACAUAAAAACAUAUAAACAUAAAGCUGGAGCCUGAGGACAGUGUCCAAAAGCACAACAUCACUAUUAAUCAUAAAACACCUCAAGUUAUUUGAAUGUUCUGAGGACAAAGAACACACAAACACACAAUGCCUCAGUGAUUAACAGAACUGUUUCACAGAUCACAGAACUAUAUCAGGGUGUCAUUUCUCAGGCAGAAAUGUAGAUAAAAAUAAUGAAAUCCUGUUCCUCAAACAAGUGCAAGAACCACAGAGUCAAGAAUAGGUUAAAUAUACAAAUAAAAUCAAUUAAAAACAAUAGCACAUCAACAUAAAAACAUAAACAUAAAUCUGAAAACGUUGCUCAAACUCCCGUAACAGUCCCGUUAUUUUAUCUUUGAACCGCUUCAUGUCUGCCACAUGUUGGGUCGCGCACACAUUUUUCAGACAGGGGAAGUGAGCUGCAUCACCACCGGCAAGUUGCGUCUCCCACAAUGACAGCUUCAACUUGAAAGAACGUAUGCUGUCAUAAUACUGCGUGACAACUUUGUUGCGCCCUUGCAGCUGUUUGAUCAAGUUAUUCAGGUGCUCUGUAACAUCCACCAUAAAUGCAAGGUCCUGCAUCCAUUCUGCGGAAUGAAAUUCUAACACUGGUUUGCCCUUUUCUUCCAUGAACUGUUCAAUUUCUUCUCGUAAAUCAAAGAAACGCCUCAGCACAGCACCUCGGCUUAACCAUCUUACCUCAGUGUGGUAUGGCAGGCCAUAGAUGUGGUCUUUCUCUCUGAGAAGGCUGUCAAACUGACGGUGAUUCAGGCUUCUGGAUCGGAUGAAAUUAACAGUUUGGAUGACCACCUUCAUGACGUUAUCCAUCUUUAAUGACUUGCAACACAAAGCCUCCUGGUGCAAAAUACAGUGAAAAGUAAAAAAAUCACGUCCUCCAUUUGCAGAUUGCACUUUCUCUCUGAACUUUGUCACAACGCCUGCUUUUUUCCCGAUCAUUGAGGGCGCACCAUCUGUAGCCAGGCUGACAGCGACCCUGUCCAGCGCGCCGACGAGUGCGGUAAAAAUAUCAGCUGCUGUCGUUGUAUCUGUCAUCGGCACCAACUCCACGAACUCCUCGGUGACGGUCAAUGUGUCAUCAACUCCGCGGAUGAAAAUGGCCAGUUGUGCAACAUCUGUAAUGUCCGUGCUUUCAUCAAUUGCAACCGAAAACGCAAUAAAUGACUUUACUUUUUGCUUCAACUGGCUGUCCAAAUCCACUGAAAGAUCGGAAAUCCUGUCUGCAACUGUGUUUCUUGUCAGGCUGAUAUUUGCAAAAGCCUGCCGCUUUUCAGGGCACACAAUCUCCGCUGCCUUCAUCAUGCAUGUUUUUACAAAUUCACCCUCACUAAAUGGUUUUGAAGCCACUGUGAUUUCAUUAGCAAUGAGGUAGCUAGCUUUCACUGCAGCGUCACUGAUGUUUCGGCUGUGAGUAAACACAGACUGCUGUUUCUUCAGACCCGCCAACAGUUCAUUCACCUUCUCUCAUCUCCGCUGUCCUUGAAAGUUGUCAUAUUUGUCGGCAUGAAGACUCACAUAGUGGCGACAAAGGUUAUAUUCUUUCAGCACUGCAACAUGCUCUGAACACACCAAACAUACAGCUUUCCCAUUCAAUUCCGUGAAUAAAUAGGAUGACCAUUUUUCUUGGAACACUCUGCACUCUGCGUCCACUUUUCUCUUUAUUGACAGAGACAUAUUGGGGCAAUGAGGGUGCCAAAGCACAUAAUGUUAAAAGUAGAAGCCGUAAUAAAUAUCGCGGGCAAAACAAAGUAGCUCAUUGGCGGCACGUGCUUGACCUACUUGCUCUGCCCCGGUAUAAACAGUUUGCUUGCUUAACACAAUUGCUAUUGCGCCAUCCAGUGGACGCAAUUGGAACAGCAGUUUAUUUUAUUGAAAAAUUGCAGCGCAUUUUUAUACUUAAAUCAUCUCGCGGGCCGGAUUAAACCCGUUUGCGGGCCUGAUCCGGCCCGCGGGCCAUACGUUUGACACCCCUGAUCUAGAGUGUCACCCCCUUUGAAGAGGGGGAUGACCGCGGCAGCUUUACAAUCUCUGGGGAUCUCAGAUGUUACGAAAGAGAGGUUGAACAGGCUAGUAAUAGGGGUUGCGACAAUUUCGGCGGCUAAUUUUAGAAAGAAAGGGUCCAGAUUGUCUAGCCCAGCUGAUUUGUAGGGGUCCAGAUUGUUCAGCUCUUUCAGAACAUCAGCUGUCUGAAUUUGUGUGAAGGAGAAGCAGGGGGGGGGGGGGGGGGGGGGGCUUUGGCAAGUUGCAGCGGAGGGUGCAGAGCUGGUGGCCGGGGCAGUGGUAGCUAGGUGGAAAGCAUGGCCAGCCGUAGCAAAAUGCUUGUUGAAAUUCUCAAUUAUUGUAGAUUUAUCGGUGGUGACAGUGUUUCCUAGCCUCAGUGCAGUGGGCAGUUGGGAGGAGGUGCUCUUAUUUUCCAUGGAUUUUACAGUGUCCCAUAACAUUUUGGAGUUAGUGCUAAAGGAUGCAAAUUUCUGUUUGAAAAGCUAGCCUUUGCUUUCCUAACUAAUUGCGUAUAUUGGUUCCUGACUUCCCUGAAAAGUUGCAUAUCGCGGUGGCUGUUCGAUGCUAAUGCAGUACGCCACAGGAUGUUUUUGUGCUGGUCAAGAGCAGUCAAGUCUGAGGACAACCAGGGGCUAUAUCUGUUCUUAGUUCUGCAUUUUUUGAAUGGGGCAUGCUUAUUUUAGAUUGAGAGGAAAGCACUUUUAAAGAACAACCAGGCAUCCUCUACUGACGGAAUGAGGUCAAUAUCCAUCCAGGGUACCCGGGCCAGGUCAAUUAGAAAUGCCUGCUUGCUGAAGUGUUUUAGGGAGCAUUUGACAGUGAUGAGGGGUGGUCGUUUGACCGCGGACCCAUUAUGGACGCAGGCAAUAAGGCAGUGAUCGCUGAGAUCCUGGUUGAAGACAGCGGAGGUGUAUUUAGAGGGUACAUUUGUCAGGAUGAUAUCUAUGAGGGUGCUCAUGUUAACAUGGGGUUGUACCUGGUAGGUUCGUUGAUAAUUUGUGUGAGAUUGAGGGCAUCUAGUUUAGAUUGUAGGUUGGCCGGGGUGUUAAGCAUAUCUCAGUUUAGGUCACCAAGCAGUACGAACACUGAGGAUAGAUGGGGGGCAAUCAGUUCACAUAUGGUAUCCAGGGCACAGCUUGGAGCUGAGGGGGGUCUGUAGCAAGCGGCAACAGUGAGAGACUUAUUUCUGGAAAGGUGGAUUUUUAGAAGUAGAAGCUCAAACUGUUUGGGCACAGACCUGGAUAGUACGAUAGAGCUCUGCAGGCUAUCUCUACAGUAGAUUGCAACCCCACCCCCUUUGGCAGUUCUAUCGAGACAGAAAAUGUUGUAGUUGGGGAUGGAAAUGUCUGAAUUUUUGGUGGUCUUCCUAAGCCAGGAUUCAGACACUGCUAUAACAUCAGGGUUGGCAGAGUGUACUAACGCAGUGAAUAAAUCAAACUUAGGGAGGAGGCUUCGGAUGUUAACGUGCAAGAAACCAAGGCUUUUACGGUUACAGAAGUCAACAAAUGAUAAUUCCUGGGGAGUAGGAGUGAUACUGGGGGCUACAGGGCCUGGGUUAACCUCUACAUCACCAGAGGAACAGAGGUGGAGUAGAAUAAGGAUACAUUUACAUUUCAGUAGACGCUCUUAUCCAGAGCGACUUACAGUUAGUAAGUGCAUACAUUAUUUUUUAUACUGGCCCCCCCCCCGUGGGAAUCGAACCCACAACCCUGGCGUUGCAAACGCCAUGCUCUACCAACUGAGCUACAUCCCUGCCGGCCAUUCCCUCCCCUACCCUGGACAACGCUGGGCAUAUUGUGCACCGCCCCACUGGUCUCCCGGUCGCGGCCGGCUACGACAGAGCCUGGAUUCGAACCAGGAUCUCUAGUGGCACAGCUAGCGCUGCAAUGCAGUGCCUUAGACCACUGCGCCACUCGGGAGGAUGGCUAAAGGCUUUAAGUACUGGUCUUCUAGUACGUUGGGUACAGAGAAAAGAAAGGGCAGAUUUCAGGGAGUUGUAGAAUAGAUUCAGGGCAUUAUGUACAGACAAGGAUAUGGAAGGAUAUGAGUACAGUGGAGGUAAACCUAAGCAUUGGGUAACGAUGAAAGAGAUAGCAUCACUGGAGGCACCGAUUGAGUCGGUCUCCGUGUGUAUAGGGGGUGGGACAAAGGAGCUAUCUAUGGCAGGUAGAGCUGGGCUGGGGGAUCUACAGAUGAAAUAGUACAAUAAGAAAUAACCGAAACAGCAAUAAGCAAGGCACAUUGCCAUGGGAGAGAGGCAUAAAGCAAUCACAGGUGUUAUUCGAGAGAGCUAAGACAACAGCUGGUAUUGGCGACAAAGUUUGGGCUGAGGCUAAACAUAAACAGGAUGCGGUACCGUAUAAAGGAACAGUCCAGCAGGCAUCUACUGUAUAGCUGAGUUAUCGUAAGGUCCGGUGAACAGCAAUAGGAGAGUUCGGAGGUAGUUCGGGGGCUGCUACAGCACUGGCGAGCAAGAGGCCACGGCUUGCGUGUGCUAGCGGACCGGGACUAGCAGAUGGAUCUUUGUGGUCGACGUCAUAACGGGAAGCCUGUUGAAACCACAUCAGACGAUUUCGUCGGCAGACCAGUCGUGUUGGAUCGGCAGGGCUCUGUGUCAACACUGGGAGGUCCCGUCCAGUUGACAGAUAGGUAGAUAGCCGGGAGAUGGGCCAACAAAAACAUCAAUUUGGUUGCAGCUAGCUAGUUGCGACGAUCCGGUGUUAAAGGUCCAGUGAUUCAGUGAUUCCGGCAGAAAAAUGAUAUGUUCUGGGUCGAUAACGCGCUGUGAAGACAGUGCAGACUGGCCGAUAAUAGUCCAGGCUAGAGCUGGCUGGUAGGUAGUGCAGACCACGGACAAUGGUGAAAAACCGCUAACGGUGGCUAAUAGCAAGUAGCUAGUUAGCUGGCUACUCCCGUCCUCUAGACAGAUAGGUAGAUGGCCAGGAUAUGGGCCUGGCUCGAGGCUAGCUCAAGGCUAACUGGUGCUUGCUUCGGGGGCAGGGGUGAUUAGCCAACAGCAACAUCCAUUCGGUUGCGGCUAGCUAGUUGCAAUCCGGUGUUAAUGUCCAAUGAUUCAGUUGUUCCGGCAGAAAAUCCGAUGUUCUGGGUGAAAACCGCUAACGGUGGCUAAUAGCAAGUAGCUAGUUAAUGGCUAGCUAGUUUCAACUGGAGAUUCUAGAUAAAAGGUAAGUCAAUAAUAGAAUCCGUUCCACAUUGAGUGAGGCAGGUUGCAGGAAAGUAUAUUUAGUAGAAGGAUGAAAAGUGUGAUAGGAAAAUAUGUAAAAAAAAUAAAUAAAAAUGGCUAUUUACACGGACACACAACAAAGAACAUGACGACACUGCUACGGCAUCUUGGUUAACCUUGAAAUGUUUCUACAACUUGAUUGGAGUCCACCUGUGGUAAAUUCAAUUGACUGGACAUGAUUUGGAAAGGCACACACCUGUGUAUUUAAGGUCCCACAGUUGACAGUGCAGGUCAAAGGAGUUGUCCGUAGAGCUCCGAGACAGGAUUGUGUCGAGGCACAGAUCUGGGGAAGGGUACCAAAAAAUGUCUGCAGCAUUGAAGGUCCCCAAGAACACAGUGGCCUCCAUCAUUCUUAAGUGGUAGAAGUUUGGAACCACCAAGAUUCUUCCUAGAGCUGGCCGCCCAGCCAAACUGAGCAAUCGGGGGAGAAGGGCCUUGGUCAGGGAGGUGACCAAGAACCCGAUGGUCACUCUGACAGAGCUCCAGAGUUCCUCUGUGGAGAUGUGAGAACCUUCCAGAAGGACAACCAUCUCUGCAGCACUCCAGCAUUCAGGCCUUUAUGUCAGUGUGGCCAGGCGGAAGCUACUCCUCAGUAAAAGGCACAUGACAGCCAGCUUGGAGUUUGCUAAAAGGCACCUAAAGAACUCUUUGGUCUGAAUGUCAAGUGUCACGUCUGGAGGAAACCUGGCACCAUCCCUACGGUGAAGCAUGGUGGUGGCAGCAUCAUGCUGUGGGGAUGUUUUUCAGCGGCAGGGACUGGGAGACUAGUCAGGAUUGAGGGAAAGAUGAACGGAGCUAAGUACAGAGAGAUCCUUGAUGGAAACUUGCUCCAGAGUGCUCAGGACCUCAGACUUGGGCGAAGGUUCAACUUCCAACAGGACAACGACCCUAAGCACACAGCCAAGACAACGCAGGAGUGGCUUCGGGACAAGUCUCUGAAUGUCCUUGAGUGGCUCAGCCAGAUUCCUGACUUGAACCCGAUCUAACAUGUUUUGAGAGACCUGAAAAUAGCUGUGCAGCGACGCUCCCCAUCCAACCUGACAGAGCUUGAGAGGAUCUGCAGAGAAGAAUGGGAGAACUCCACAAAUACAGGUGUGCCAAGCUUGUAGUGUCAUACCCAAGAAGACUUGAGGCUGUAAUCGCUGCCAAACGUGCUUCAACAAAGUACUGAGUAAAGGGUCUGAAUACUUAUGUAAAUGUAAUAUUUCCGUUUUUUAUUUUUAAUGCAUUUGCAAAAAGUUUUAAAAAAUAAACAGUUUUUGCUUUGUCAUUAUGGGGUGUCGUGCGUAGAUUGAUGAGUGGGGAAAAAACAAUGCAAUCCAUUUUAGAAUAAGGCUGUAAUGUAAUAAAAUGUGGAAAAGUCAAGGGGUCUGAAUACUUUCAGAGUGCACUGUACGUCCCAACUCAAUCAAAUAUGCGUCCCAGAAAUAACAUGGUUGCUGUAGUAGAACGUUUAAUUUGAUUGGUGAUUUUCUGCAUUUAUCAGAGUGCCAUCAGGUAGCCUGAUUACAGAUGUGUGUCACGCCCUGACUCAGUGGACGCUUAUAUGUUGAGUCAGGGUGUGUAUAUUCCUUGUUGUGCUUUUUCUAUGUUGUCGAUCUAGUAUGUGUGGAUCUAUGUUGGCCGGUGUGGUCCCAAUCAGAGGCAGCUGUCGCUCGUUGUCUCUGAUUGGGGACUGUCUAGUUGUGGGAUCUUGUUCCGUGUAAGGUUUGUUGUUCUGUUCUACCUUGGACUUCACGUUUUGUUUCCUUUGUUGUUUUGUCGUGUUGUUUAUUAAGUUCAAUAAACAUGUACGCAUAUCACGCUGCGCCUUGGUCUGACCCGUCCUUCAACGAACGUGACAAUGUGUCCAUGUACACAGGAUUAUUAGGGAAUUCAUUUUUCCUGCAAAGCAUGUAAACUUUUGAAUCUAACUAUUAUAUUAAUCUGACUAUCCACAAUAAUUGCAUUGUUGUGUGCAUGUAACCGCACUCGCUGUGUAGUAUGGAGACUGUAGUAUGGAGACUGUAGUAUGGAGACUGUAGUAUGGAGACUGUAGUAUGGAGACUGUAGUAUGGAGACUGUAGUAUGGAGACUGUAGUAUGGAGACUGUAGUAUGGAGACUGUAGUAUGGAGACUGUAGUAUGGAGACUGUAGUAUGGAGACUGUGGUAUGGAGACUGUAGUAUGGAGACUGUGGUAUGGAGACUGUAGUAUGGAGACUGUAGUAUGGAGACUGUAGUAUGGAGACUGUAGUAUGGAGACUGUAGUAUGGAGACUGUGGUAUGGAGACUGUAGUAUGGAGACUGUAGUAUGGAGACUGGUUAGGUAUGGAGACUGUAGUAUGGAGACUGUAGUAUGGAGACUGUAGUAUGGAGACUGUGUAUGGAGACUGUAGUAUGGAGACUGUAGUAUGGAGACUGUAGUGGAUGGAGACUGUAGUAUGGAGACUGUAGUAUGGAGACUGUAGUAUGGAGACUGUAGUAUGGAGACUGUAGUAUGGAGACUGUAGUAUGGAGACUGUAGUAUGGAGACUGUAGUAUGGAGACUGUAGUAUGGAGACUGUAGUAUGGAGACUGUAGUAUGGAGACUGUUGGUGUAUGGAGACUGUAGUAUGGAGACUGUAUAGACUAUAUGGAGAGAACUGUGUAUGGAGACUGGUAUGGAGACGUAUAUGGAGACUGUGUAUGGAGACUGUAGUAGGACUGUGAUGGAGACUGUAGUAUGGAGGACUGUAGUUAUGGAGACUGUGGUAUGGAGACGUGUAUGGAGACUGUAGUAUGAGACGUGAUGGAGCUGUGAGUAUGGAGACUGUAGUAUGGGACUGGUAUGGAGACUGUAGUAUGGAGACUGGUGGUAUGGAGACUGUAGUAUGGAGACUGUAGUAUGGAGACUGUAGUAUGGAGACUGUAGUAUGGAGACUGUAGUAUGGAGACUGUAGUAUGGAGGGUGUUUUGUUUGACAUUUUCAGUAGUUUGGUUUUUCAAUUCCUCGGCUUAUAAUAUCUGGAGCAAAUGUUUCGGCCAUUAGGUCAUCAUCCUACAGGCACACAGCUUAGUGAUCAGAUGUAAAGCCAGUGAGGAACGGGGCAAGCUGCAGUAUAAUUGGCUCUUUUCUCUCUUGUGAUUUUCAUUGACAAUGUUUGCUAGCCAAUUGACACCCUAUUCCCUACAUAGUGCACUAAUUCUGACCAGGGCCCAUCAAAAGUAGUGCACUAUGUAGAAAAUAGGGUGCCAUUUGGUUCACACUCAUUGAAAAUGUCAAGAGAAAAAGAGCCGAAUAUAUCGCAGCAUGCACUGUUCCUUGCUGGCUUUUCAUACAUAUUAUCUAAAAUCAUUAACACCAGAUGGGAGAUUAAUGGAUCUUAUUAAGAGAAAAUGAUUUGUUUAAUUUGGUAAUUAGAGGACUGAGCUUGUAUGCGGGAAGCCAACCUUUGUGACCAAAGAAAAACGUCUCUCAAGAUGUCUCUUAAGCCAAUGGGACAAACAAGAUGGAGAAAGAAACCUGAAAUCUGCCGGCUAUAGUAUUUUCUUUUAUACCUGGGGAAGAGUUACAGGGGAGAGGAGUGGGGAUGAAUGAUUCAAUUGGAAGCUGGGGUUGAUUAGGUGGCCAUUAUGGUACGAGGGCCAGAUUGGGAAUUUAGCCAGGACACUGAGAUUAAUUCCCCUACUCUUACGAUAAAUGCCAUGGGAUCUUUUUGACCACAGAGAGUCAGGACACCUGUUUAACCUCCCUUCCGAAGGACAGCAGGGCAAUGUUCCCAAUCACUGCCCUGGGACAUCGGGAUCUUUAGACCAGAAGAAAGAGUGCCUCCAACACCACAGCAUCAUCUGGUGUCCCAUCCAGCAGUAUCUGGUCUCCCAUCCAGCAUCUCUGGUCUCCCAUCCAGCAUCUCUGGUCUCCCAUCCAGCAUCAUCUGGUCUCCCAUCCAGCAGCAUCUGGUCUCCCAUCCAGCAGCAUCUGGUCUCCCAUCCAGCCGCAUCUGGUGUCCCAUCCAGCCGCAUCUGGUCUCACAUCCAGCCGCAUCUGGUCUCACAUCCAGCCGCAUCUGGUCUCACAUCCAGCCGCAUCUGGUCUCCCAUCCAGCCGCAUCUGGUCUCACAUCCAGCCGCAUCUGGUCUCCCAUCCAGCCGCAUCUGGUCUCACAUCCAGCCGCAUCUGGUCUCCCAUCCAGCCGCAUCUGGUCUCACAUCCAGCAGCAUCUGGUCUCCCAUCCAGCCGCAUCUGGUGUCCCAUCCUUCUUCAUAUCUUUCCUACUUUCUCUCCUUUGUAUGAAAUUACAGAAUGAGUGAGAAUUCCCACUCCUUUAUAAAAAUAAAAAAUAAAGAAAUAUGUGACUUGUGUAGCCGUGCUGUUCCUCAGUGCGGCAUAAUGUAAACACAAUAAAUGUUCUGGAAGCUUCUCCACGGCUCUGCGCCGUGACACCAACUGAGAAGGUCCCCAAACGUCUUUAUGGACUUAUAACAACUGAGAACGUUUAACGAUAAUUUAUCUUUGUGCCAAAGAGUCAUAAAUACUGCUUAAAUGAGGAACUGGCGGGUCCUAUUACCGUAAAAGUAAAAUAUGUUUCCCCAAAUGUGAGAGCUGGUGGUUUAAUGUUCUCUUUAAGUGUCACCAGAGUGGUGACGUCUCUAUGAAAGAAAGAUGUCCAAAACCACAACUGGCUGGUGAAGAUGAAACGCAUACAAAAAGAAAAGGAGUGACAGAAAAAAAUUAUUUGAAACGUCCAAAAGUUUACAUAGACAGCCAUUCAAAUGGACCUUGGCCAAAACAUAGUGAAAGAGAAGCUGUGAAGAACAACGGAAGGAGGAGGCGUUCUUUUCAAUCACAAGUAGAAAGGGACAAGAGCGGGAACUUAUUUCACUGAAUCCAAGGGAAAAGAUGCCCUGCUCAACCAAUACAUUAGAGCAGCGAAUAUAUAUCUGACUGAAAGGGUCCCAUUGUGACUGAAUUGAUUGCGCUGAAGAAUUGCAAGGCCAGUUGAAUCACCCAAGUAGUGAUUGGUUGACAUUUUAUAUGUUGAUAUUGUAUUUUCACAAUUUCUUGGUAGUGUGUGUGUGUAUACCAACGCAAAUGAUGAAAACACAUGCAUGCAAUUAAACCCGCAGCUGUACGUCUGUAGUUUCAUGUGGGCUGGCUUGAAAGUUCUUGUUUUUCACGAUUCUGGGCAUGGCGGAAAUGAUCAACUUUUAUGUUUUAUAAUAAUAUGCCAUUUAGCAGACACUUUUAUCCAAAGUGACUUACAGUCGUGCGUGCAUAAAUUUUUGUGUCCCGGGGAUCGAACCCACUACCUUGGCGUUACAAGCGCCGUGCCCUACCAGCUGAGCUACAGAGGACCACAUAUAAUUAGGAUCAUGUCUCUCUCUUUCUCUUUCUCUUUCUCUUUCUCUUUCUCUGUCUGUCUGUCUGUCUGUCUGUCUGUCUGUCUGUCUGUCUGUCUGUCUGUCUGUCUGUCUGUCUGUCUCUCUCUCUCUCUCUCUCUCUCUCUCUCUCCUCUCUCUCUCUCUCUCUCUCUCUCUCUCUCUCUCUCUCUCUCUCUCUCUCCAAUUCUGCUCAUUCUCUUUUGGUUGCAGGAAUCUUCCAACUGCAUUUCUAGAAAACCUGGGAAUUUAUGGAAAGUUACCAGCUUUUUGUAACAAUAGGUCUAGAGCAGUUUGUCCUGGUCCUGGGGAUGUAAAGGGGUUCACGUUUUAGUUUUUGCCUUAGCACUACACACCUGAUUCCAAUCAUCAAAACUUAAUGAUGAGUUGAUGAUUUGAUUAAGCUGUGUAGUGUUAGGGCAAAAACUAAAACGUCCACCCCUUUGGGUCCCCAGGAUUAAGAACAACUGGUGGAUCAAACCAGCAUCAGUACCAGUACCAGGCCCUAAUGGGAUCAAAUCCUGGUCCACAGCUACUUCGACUCAAAUAUUCUCCUAAUUUUUCUGUCCGACUCUUGAAGAAAAACCAAAAAGAAUAGUGAAAAGUUUUUUUUUUUAAUUGUUUUUUUGACCGAAUUAUUUGUUAUUGCAGGCACGUCUGUGGUGACGGUGGUGGCGACAGAUGCGGAUGACCCCACGUAUGGAAACAGUGCCAGGGUGGUCUACAGUAUCCUCGAGGGCCAGCCCUACUUCUCUGUGGAACCAAGAACAGGUGAACAACACAUGACAUCACAGUUGUGUGUAAUAUCGAAAAGCAGGCUAUCUGCUGUCGAUUAUAUGUGUAAUUACACACCAGUGAUUAAACAUCAGCAGGGUUCGUUUGUUAGAUUUAAAAAAACUGUGAAAUAUGAGAGAUAUUCGAGUAUUCCGACAUUAUGUUAUACACCAAAGUGAAGUUUCCCCAAACAAUUAGAUUGAAAACGUAUUUUUAGAACGUUUUAUGUUUUGUAAAUCUUCAGUUUAUAGAUGAAGUGAGUGUUUCCUCACAUUGCCGAUGACGUUUGUUCCGUCUCGGCGGAAGACGUCGCAUUUUGAAUCAACGCUCAUUCAUUUUAAUUGUGUAGCUGGAUCUGGUCCAUGUGCCUGAUGAGUUUUUGAUCAAGUCGUCCCUCAACACCACUUCAACACAUCAUCGACUGAUUGAGGCGGAAGUAAACCUUAAACGCAAUCAACGUGUUUUCAUUACAUGCUCUUUUCAUUACAUAUAGCGUAGCCUCGUCAUCAGUUAAGACAACAAGUCUCUUGAUUAAAGCAUACUUGAGAAAGUGUUUUUACAGUCUAGUAGGAGUCCAAAAGGAAGGGAAAAUAAGGUGCCGUGCUUUUGAUUUGAACUCAGUGAUUUUGAUUCACUGUAUGCAGAGAGCAAAUAUAUAUAUUGAAAGACGGGAAUGUGAAAGGAUGACGUUUAAGUGAAUAAGACGUCGUGUGUACAAAAUAAUCUGGAAGAGAUUUUAUAAGAAAUAUUUUCUCUGCAACUAGAUGAUCUUGAAAUACAGUGUAAAAGCGAUAUGUUUCUAGAUGAAUAUACGGUAUCUCCAUUUGGAUUUACAGUAUGCAGCAUUAUACCUGCUAUUCUCUCCUUAUUGUACCUUGUAGUUACAUAACUACAAAGGUAGAAAUAAUGCUGUUGAAAUUAUUUAUCAAACUGCCUUUUCACACAGCCUCUCUCUAUCUUUCCCUAAUGUCACCCUCUCUCUCUAUCUGUUCAUAAAAUCUAUUAUCCUUUCUAGGGAGUUUUUCGUAGCCACCGUGCUUCUGCAUCUGCAUUGCUAGCUCUUUGGGGUUUUAGACUGGGGCAUCUGUAUAAGCACUUUGUGACAACUGCUGAUGUAAAAAGGGCUUUAUAAAAUACAUUUGAUUGAUUGAGUACAAGUCAAACUGUGGUUAUGAUGGUUCUCCUGAUAGUGAGGUGCAGUCGUAUUGUUUCCAGAUUAAAAGCAUCUCCUCUGCCAUCAAGGACAGUGUCUAUAACCUAACAGGCUGCCUCUCAUUACUUUGGAUGCGUGAACCAGAGUGCUGAUCAUUUGCGCCGGGGUCAAACUGUACUAACGUUUCUGAGUUAUGGAGCAUUCUCCAAAGGAUUAUUCUAGAAUACAGCCACAGGGGCAUUGUCAUACCAGAGAGAAACUCCUCCCAGCGAGCAAAAGUUGUUGCAAUGACAUCGUUAUGACAUCUUUUAUGAUGUUGUGUGCUGGUUGUUUAAAGAUGUUUUGUUAAUGUCGUUUCAUCAACAAUAAAAAAUAUGUCUUUCUCUGGUUGUAAUCUAAUUAUCAGACCAGAAACCACCCCCAAAUAUGACGUAUUUUCCAUGGUGUCUUAAUCUCCCAAAUGUUUCAUCUUGUAAGGAAUCUGAGUAAUUAAUGAAUCCGUAAUUUCUAGCCGGUUGAAAAAUUGCCACAUAAAAUAAACUGAUUCAUAAAACAUACCAAGAUAUACCAAGUUUAUAUUACAAAUGAAUGUCCUAAGUAAAGUGUUACCGAAUCUUUCUUUGCAGGCGUGGUCAGGACGGCUCUGCCCAACAUGGACCGCGAGGCGCGGGAACAGUAUCUGCUCGUCAUCCAGGCCAAGGACAUGGUGGGCCAGAUGGGAGGACUCUCCGGGACCACCUCCGUCACGGUGACGCUCACUGACGUCAACGACAACCCACCACACUUCUCUCGCAGUAAGACCCUAUUUACUUCGUAAUGGUCAGUUAGCCCUAAACCCAACACCGCUAUACACUUGUCCAGGAACCAUGGAACCUUGUUGGUUACAACUUGACGUUAUUGGGGUUUAUUUGAAUGCACAUUAAAACCCCUUAGAUUUGAUGUCUGCGCCCUGUGGAAAUUCAAUUAGCAUAACAAAAAAAUCUGAAUCUGAAUCUGUCAGUUUAAGCUAGAGAUAUCUUUGGUGGAAGGUGGCAGAGCUAGAGCGGUGUUUCUCAGACCAUGUAACAUCCCGAAAAUCGGUCUUCUCACAAAAACGGUUUGGCCUACAAAGUAUUAUGACACGUGUCUGCGUGGACACAGAGCGAAGGGAGCAGCUGGGCGAUUGAGCACAGACGCAGAGAUAAGGUGGCAGCUGGGCGAUUAAGCACAGACGCAGAGAUAAGGUGGCAGCUGGGCGAUUAAGCACAGACGCAGAGAUAAGGUGGCAGCUGGGCGAUUAAGCACAGACGCAGAGAUAAGGUGGCAGCUGGGCGAUAAGCACAGACACAGAGAUAAGGUGGAAAAUGGUCUCCUCAAUAACUUGUGUGUCUGGGCUGUUCUCUAUCUCUCCCCAUCUCUCCCCAUCUCUCUCUCUCUCUCUCUCUCUCUCUCUCUCUCUCUCUCUCUCUCUCUCUCUCUCUCUCUCUCUCUCUCUCUCUCUCUCUCUCUCUCUCUCUCUCUCUCUCUCCCCAUCUUUCUCUCGCCUGUAGAAAGUUAUCAGUUCAGCGUGCCCGAGUCCCUGCCGGUGGCCACUAUGGUAGCCAAGAUAAAGGCGCUAGACUCAGAUGUGGGACCCAAUGCUGAGAUGGAGUACAGGAUCGUGGAUGGGGACGGGCUAGGGUUGUUCCGAAUCACCCCCGACCCAGACACACAGGAGGGCCUCAUCACUCUGCAAAAGGUACAAUGCAGACCUUUCCUCUGAGAAGCCAUUGCUGGAGGUCUCCUAUAGCAUCGAACUGUCCUAAUACGGACACCGUAUAGGACUGAUAGUGUCUAUAUUAGGACAGUGGAAGUUGUCAGUCUUUUGGAGUUGGUGUCCAAACCAAGUGAGUUUGAGACAGAAAUGCCAUUGUGACUGCCGAAAUACUGACACUGCAUAGGACAGGUAUCAAAUCACAUUUUAUUGGUCACAUGCGCCGAAUACAACAGAUUUAGACUUUACAGUGAAAUGCUUACUUACGAGCCCAUUCCCAACAGUAGAGUUCAAACAUAAGACAAAUAUUUGCUAAAUAAAAAAGAAAUAGUAACACAAUAAAAACAAAAACAUGGCUAUAUACAGGAAGUACCAGUACUGAGUCAAUGUGCAGGGGUACCAGGUAAUAACAUGGCUAUAUACAGGAAGUACCAGUACCGAGUCAAUGUGCAGGGGUACCAGGUUAUAACAUGGCUAUAUACAGGAAGUACCAGUACUGAGCCAAUGUGCAGGGGUACCAGGUAAUAACAUGGCUAUAUACAGGAAGUACCAGUACUGAGUCAAUGUGCAGGGCUACCAGGUAAUAACAUGGCUAUAUACAGGAAGUACCAGUACUGAGUCAAUGUGCAGGGCUACCAGGUAAUAACAUGGCUAUAUACAGGAAGUACCAGUACUGAGUCAAUGUACAGGGGUACUAGAUAAUAACAUGGCUAUAUACAGGAAGUACCAGUACUGAGUCAAUUAACAGUCUAUGACUUGGGUGGCUGGAGUCUUUGACAUUUCUCAGGGCCUUCCUCUGACACUAACUGGGAUAGAGGUCCUGAAUGGCAGGGUUCGUCCCCAGUGAUGCACUGGGCCUUACGUACUACCCUCUGUAGCAGAUGCCAAGCAUUCAGAUGCCAAGCAGUUGCCAUACCAUGCGGUGAUGCAGCCAGUCAAGAUGCACUCAAUGGUGCAGCUGUAGAACUUUUUGAGGAUCUGAGGACCCAUGCCAAAUCUUUUCAGCCUCCUCCCUAUAGGCUGUCUCAUCAUUGUCGGUGACCAGGCCUACCACAAGGAUGACAUGUGUUAUACCCUGGGUUGUCCUGAACAGAAUGAGCAUGUUUGUGAAGAAAAUUUGUCAUAGAACACACACUUGAAUGUACUCAUGACUCCAAUGCUCGUGCACGGCCACACGGUCGUGGCUGAACAGGGAGUACAGAAGGGGACUGAGCACGCACCCCUGAGAGGCCCCCGUGUUGAGGAUCAGCAUGGCAGAUGUGUUGUUACCUACCCUUACCACCUGGGGGCAGCCCGUCAGGAAGUCCAGGAUCCUGUUGCGGAGGGAGGUGUUUGUCCCUGGGUCCUUAGCUUAGUGAUGAGCUUUGUGGGCACUGUGGUGUUGAACAGCAUUCUCACAUAGGUGUUCUUUAUUGUCCAGGUGGGAAAGGGCAGUGUGGAGUGCAAUAGAGAUUGGUCAUCAGUGGAUCUGUUGGGGUGGUAUGCAAAUUGGAGUGGGUCUAGGGUUUCUGGGAUGGUGUUGGUGUGAGCCAUUACCAGCCUUUCAAAGCAUUUCAUAGCUACAGAUGUGAGUGCUAUAGGGCGAUAGUCAUGUAGACUAGAUGGGGAACUGGUGCUUGCGGCCCCCCUUGUGUAGACCCGUGGAUCAAUUUCCCAAAAAAAUUAGUCAGUCGGGGUCUCAACUUACUGUUGAGAGUUAGAAUAGUAGAAUACAUAACCUGCAAUUUCAAAAUGUGAUGAUGUGGAAUAGAGUUCCAUGUAGUCAUGGCUCUAUGUAGUACUGUGCACCUCCUAUAGUCUGUUCUGGACUUGGGGACUGUGAAGAGACCUCUGGUGGCAUGUCUUGUGGGGUAUGCAUGAGUGUCCGAGCUGUGUGCUAGCAGUAUAACAGACACCUCGGUGCAUUCAGCAUUUCAACACUUCUUACAAAAACAAGCAUGCAUAUUAUUAAUGUUAGCUCUACGCGUACAUUUAAGGGUCAGCCGUUCUGCCCUGUUCGGAGCCAAUUGUAAUUUUCCUAAGUCCCUCUUUGUGACACCUGACCACACGACUGAACAAUAGUCCAGGUGCGACAAUACUAGGGCCUGUAGGACCUGCCUUGUUGAUAGUGUUGUUAAGAAGGCAGAGCAACGCUUUAUUAUGAACAGACUUUUCCCCAUCCUACUGUUGUAUCAACAUGUUUUGACCAUGACAGUUUACAAUCCAGGGUUACUCCAUGCAAUUUAGUCACCUCAACUUGCUCAAUUUCCACAUUAUUUAUUACAAGUUUUAGUUGAUGUUUAGAGUUUAGUGAAUGAUUUGUCCCAAAUGCAAUGCUUUUAGUUUUGAAAUAUUUAGGACAAACUUAUUCCUUGCCAACCAUUCUGAAACUAACUGCAACUCUUUGUUAACUGUUGCAGUGAUUUCACUCGCUGUAAUAGCUGGUGUGUAUAGUGUUGAGUCAUCCACAUACAUAGACCCAAAGCCAGUGGCUUGUCAUUACUAAAGAUUGAAAAAAGUAAGGGGCCUAGACAGCUGCCCUGGGGAAUUCCUGAUUCUACCUGGAUUAUGUUGGAGAGGCUUCCAUUAAAGAACACCCUCUGUGUUCUGUUAGACUGGUAACUCUUUAUCCACAACAUAGCAGGGGGUUUUAAGCCAUAACACAUACGUUUUUCCAUCAGCAGACUAUGAUCGAUAAUGUCAAAAGCCGCACUGAAGUCUAACAAAUCAGCUCCCACAAUGUAUGGCUUGGGUGGUUGGAGUCUUUAUUGGAUUGUCCGGGCCUUUCUACCACACCGCCCUUUAUAGAUGUCCCGGAUGGUAGGGAGCUCGGCCCCAGUGAUGUACUGGGCUGUCCGCAUCACCCUCUGCAGUGCCAUGCGAUCGAGGGCGGUGCUAUGGCCAUACUAGACAGUUAUGCAGCCAGUCAAAAUGCUCUCAAUGGUGCAGCCGUAGAACAUUUGGAGGAUUUGAGGGCCCCAUGCCAAACUUUUUCAACCUCCUGAGGGAGAAGAGUGCUGUCAUAAACAGCCAGAGGUAUGUGGUUUAGCUGUUUAUCUAUUUAGAUUUUAGGUGACUUUUCUCUCUUUCUUUCUUCAAUUCUUUCUUUCAUAUGAGCAAUUGCGUUGUCUUCUGCCAUUCGUUCAUUUUGGUACAGCGCCGUGGGUCACAUGUGGGUCUGAAAAGACGAUUCUCUUUCUCAGUAGCAUGCAGCGAAUUCGCACUGGAUGAAAAGCCAAAAAAGUAGUAUUACAUCCUGGCAUUUAAAGCGUACUCAAUGGUCGAAAUGUACACAACUUUCUAUUUUCGCAUACCCACCCAGCCUACUAUUUAGAAUGCAAGUGCUAAAUAGUCUGACCCUCCCUCUAUGUCUACUUCCUUCCCAACCCUCUCUAUCUCGUCCAAUCGGUAGGGCCUGGACUUUGAGACCCAAUCGAGCUACACCCUGCGUGUCCAGGCGUCCAACAGAAACGUCGACCUGCGAUUCCUCUCCCUGGGGCCGUUUAGCGACACAGCGACCGUGCGCCUCAACGUGCAGAACGUGGACGAGCCGCCCGUCUUCUCCUCGCCAUUCAGCAAGAUGGUAAUCUCGGAGGCGGCAAAGGUGGGCACCACCAUUGGAACCAUCUCCGCACGCGACCCAGACUCCACCAACAGUCCCAUCAGGUAGGGGUGCGGCCAUGAUUCAUCAUCGCAAGUUCACAAUCUCUAUGCUCUGUUACUGUUUGAACGUUUUUGGUCAGUUCUGCCUUUUGUGUCCUUUGUUGUUGAUAAUUGCUUGUUUAUUUAUUUGGUUCAGUUGUAGCCUUUAUCCAGUGAUGGAAAAAAUACCCAAUUUUCAUACUUGAGUGAAAGUAAAGAUAUCUUAAUAGAAAAUGACUCAAGUAAAAGUGAAAGUCACACAGUAAAAUACUACUUGAGUAAAAGUCUAAAAGUAUUUGGUUUUAAAGAUACUUAAGUAUCAAAAGUAAAAGUAUUCCUUAUACAGUAUAAAGCAAACUAGGCGGCAUCAUUUUCUUGAUUGAUUUAUUUACGGAUGGCCAGGGACAUGCUCCAACACUCAGACAUCAUUUACAAUUGAAGCAUGUGUUUAGUGAGUCCGCCAGAUCAGAGGAAGUAGGCAUGACCAGGGAUGUUCUGUUGAUAUGUGUGUCAAUUGGACCAUUUUCCUGUCCUGCUAAGCAUUCACUUUUGGGUGUCAGGGAACAUAUAUGGAGUAAAAUAUAUAUCAUUUUCUUUAGGAAUGUAGUGAAGUAAAAGUUAUCAAAUAUAUAUAUAGUAAAGUACAGAUACCAAAAUAAAUACUUAAGUAGUACUUUCAAGUAUUUUUACUUUAGUACUUUACACCACUGCCUUUAUGAUUCAAAGUAAUGUAGAGAACUUGCCAAAAAUAGAAGGAGAUUUCAUGGAAUUAUAGUUCAUGAAAGCUCAUAGCUCCUUAUUAUAACAUACUGCAUGUAUGCAUGCUUGAUUAAUGCAUUCUGAAUGCAUUGCACGCAGAAAGGUCCAUAGAAGUGUUGCUAUGGCGAGUGCAGUUGAAUCUGGCCCUUGAUAGGAAGCCUUUCCAAUACUCUCCCUCUCCCGUCUCCCUCUCCCUCUCCCAUCUCCCUCUCCCUCUCCCUCUCCCUCUCCCUCUCCCUCUCCCUCUCCCAUCUCCCUCUCCCUCUCCCUCUCCCAUCUACCUAACUCCAGGUACUCUAUAGACCGUAACACCGAUUUGGAGCGCUUCUUCAACAUAGACGCCGCCACCGGUGUCAUCAGCACCGCCAAGCCGCUGGACAGAGAAGUCAACGCCGUACACAACAUCACCAUCUUCGCCACGGAGAGCUGUAAGUCAAGUGUUCUUAUUUUGCUCUGUCCACACGGUUGCUACAUUACAUCCGGGUUGUUGUCAAUCGACGUUGCAUCUUUAGAUAUAUUGUCCAGAAAUGGCCGUCGUUGUACAGAACGCCAACAUUUCACGUUCACAAUAAGCAACGCCAUAGUGUAUCUUUAUCUAUUUAGAGCCCCCCCCCCCCCCCCCCCCCCCCCCCCCCCCCCCAUUUUGGCUCAAGAGCACCCCAAAAACUAUGUAGUGCCUCUUCACCAGUGACAUCACACACAGACAAACUCCUUUAAAUCCAUGACUAUAAAGGCUGUUGUAAGACAUGGCCAUUAUUACCUCUAGCUACUUUACACACUCGGAAACACGGGUUCCAAAAGGGUUCUUCGGCUGUGGGAAGAACCCAAAAUGGUUUAACCUGGAACCAAAAGGGUUCUUCGGCUGUGGGAAGAACCCAAAAUGGUUUAACCUGGAACCAAAAGGGUUCUUCGGCUGUGGGAAGAACCCAAAAUGGUUUAACCUGGAACCAAAAGGGUUCUUCGGCUGUGGGAAGAACCCAAAAUGGUUUAACCUGGAACCAAAAGGGUUCUUCGGCUGUGGGAAGAACCCAAAAUGGUUUAACCUGGAACCAAAAGGGUUCUUCGGCUGUGGGAAGAACCCAGAAUGGUUUAACCUGGAACCAAAAGGGUUCUUCGGCUGUGGGAAGAACCCAGAAUGGUUUAACCUGGAACCAAAAGGGUUCUUCGGCUGUGGGAAGAACCCAGAAUGGUUUAACCUGGAACCAAAAGGGUUCUUCGGCUGUGGGAAGAACCCAAAAUGGUUUAACCUGGAACCAAAAGGGUUCUUCGGCUGUGGGAAGAACCCAAAAUGGUUUAACCUGGAACCAAAAGGGUUCUUCGGCUGUGGGAAGAACCCAAAAUGGUUUAACCUGGAACCAAAAGGGUUCUUCGGCUGUGGAAGAACCCAAAUGGUUUAACCUGGAACCAAAAGGGUUCUUCGGCUGUGGGAAGAACCCAAAUGGUUUAACCUGAACCAAAGGUUCUUCCUGGAAGAACCGAAUGUUUAACUGAACAAAGGGUUCUUCGGCUGUGGGAAGAACCCAAAGGUUAACCUGGAACCAAACGGUUCUUCGGUGGGAAGAACCCAAAUGGUUAACCUGGAACCAAAAGGUUUCUUCGCUGUGGAGAACCCAAAAUGGUUUAACCUGGAACCAAAAGGGUUCUUCGGCUGUGGGAAGAACCCAAAAUGGUUUAACCUGGAACCAAAAGGGUUCUUCGGCUGUGGGAAGAACCCAAAAUGGUUUAACCUGGAACCAAAAGGGUUCUUCGGCUGUGGGAGGAACCCAAAAUGGUUUAACCUGGAACCAAAAGGGUUCUUCGGCUGUGGGAGGAACCCAAAAUGGUUUAACCUGGAACCAAAAGGGUUUUUCAAAGGGUUCUCCUAUGGGGGACAACAAAAGAACCCUUUUAGGUUCACCUUCUUUUCUACGAGUGCACAAGAGGGUCACUCUUCACUUUUGUUACCGCUCAUUGUGACUGCACACUGAGUGGACCAGCGACUUCACCGCACUCACGACUUAAGACUAUAUUUCACACUCGACAAAUCCCAAAUUCUAUUAAAAUGAAGUAAAUCCGGUAUCAUAAAAGACAGACUUAAGCUUCCUAUACUAUUUCUCAAUGAAUAUCAUUAGUCGAAGGCUCACUGGGAUUUCACCGAUUUCGCUUGGCAGUCUGGGGAAGCAGCAGGUCUCCUUGAUUAGAGGAGAGUCUGAGCAGAUGCUCUGCUGCAGUAGAGGUCGACUGCAGUUGAUCGCCGGAUACAGAACUCGUGCCGUUUGAUCGAGCCUCACCAUGAUUCCAAAUGAUGGCCGAAGCUGGUCCGCAUGAAUGCACGCACACACACACACACGCACGCACACACACACACACCCCUCCCAACUCCCGGGCUUUCCAGCUGAUGACUUUGUCCGUGACCUUUGGCAAAAGAAGUGCACCUGUUCCCCAAUCACUCCAUCUGACUCACUUCUACUGAGGCUGGAACUCAAUCAAACCUGCACCGUGGAAAAAACUCCAUUGCGGUGGGAGGGGUGUAACUAUUAUACAAUCUCCUCCAAACUGGUAUAGGGGAGAGUGGGGUAAGGUGACCCAAAGGGGUAUGUUGAGUCACCCUUGUUUCUAGGGAAACCAUACACAAAAUGUAUCAUUUGAACAAAUAUUUAGGAAGAGGUCAUCAUUUCAUGGAGUCUGUGAAGGAGGAAACCACAUGGAAAAAGUGGUAAGCAAGUUAGGUCAAUAGAUCAUGGUUCCCUUACAAAAAAAGAUUGCAGUUUUGAAACUGCAGUAGAAGUGCAGUAACUGUGGUAUUUUGGACGCAGUAAUUGCCACAAACUGCAGUUAUACUGCAGUGUACUGCAGUUAUAUUCUACUCUGAAUGCAAUCUUUUUUCGUAAGGGUUAGAUGCAGCUUUUUUUAUCCCUGAAGAUCCCUGAAGAAACAUUGUAUCCAUUGUAUUCGCCUGAGUUUGCAAUUGGCAAAAUAAUUUAAGGUGUGUAUAAAAACAAAUCUUAGGACACGGAUUGAGUUAAGUCCUGGACUAAAAAGCUCAAAGGUGAAUCUCCAUUGAAAUAGCUAGUCCAGGACUAGGAAUAGUCUGUGUUUGGGAAACCGGCCCUAACUGUGAUAUUAGAUAUAAUGAUCCAGCUCACCUGAACAAUUGGAGGCCUAUCACCCUUCAGUGUUAUGACUCCAAAAUAUUAGCAAAAUGUACUAUAGGAUAAUACAAUAUUCUAUAUGAUAAUACAAUGUGCUAUAGGAUAAUACAAUGUGCUAUAGGAUAAUACAAUAUGCUGUAUGAUAAUACCAUAUGAGUGCCAACAAAGGUUUUGCCACCAAGUACCAUGUACUAAGUCAUGUUUUGCAGAGGGGUCAAAUACUUAUUUCCCUCAUUAAAAAGCAAAUCAAUUCAUAACAUUUUUGACAUGCGUUUUUCUGGAUUUUUUUGUUGUUAUUCUGUCUCUCACUGUUUACAUUUACAUUUCAGUCAUUUAGCAGAUGCUCUUAUCCAGAGCGACUUACAGUUAGUGAAUACAUAUAUUUUUUUAUACUGGCCCCCCCGUGGGAAUUGAACCCACAACCAUGGCGUUGCAAACGCCAUGCUCUAUCAACUGAGCUACAUCCCUGCCGGCCAUUCCCUCCCCUACCCUGGACGACGCUGGGCCAAUUGAUGCGCCGCCCAUGAGUCUCCCGGUCACGGCCGGCGGCGACAGAGCCUGGAUACGAACCAGGAUCUCUAGUGGCACAGCUAGCACUGCGAUGCAGUGCCUUAGACCACUGCGCCACUCAGGAGUACCAUUAAAACCUACCAUUAAAAUUAUAGACUAAUCAUGUCUUUGUCAGUGGGCAAACGUAGAAAAUCAGCAGGGGAUCAAAUACUUUUUUCCCUCACUGUAUGUGUUCAAACAGCUGUAGUCACCUCCAAAGUAACUGUUUGUUCCCCCAGAAAAAAUCUCUCUCUCUCUCACACACACUCUCUCUCUCUCUCUCUCUCACACACACACAGUCUCUCUCUCUCACACCCUCUUCACCUCUUUAAAUCAGCAGCAUGACGUACUGACAGAUGUGCACAAUCUAUUUCCAUGUCAGCAACUGUGGAAACAUGUAGCUAGUGCUACAGUAAUGAAAAUAGUAUACAGUGCCUUCAGUAAGUAUUCAUACCCCUUGAUUUAUUGCACAUUUUGUUGUGUUACAGCCAGAAUUCAAAAUUUAUUAAAAAAAAAAUUUUUAUCUCACCCAUCUACACACAAUACCCCAUAAUGACAAAGUGAAAACAUGUUUUUAGAAAUUGUAGCUAAUUUAUUUAAAAAUGAAAUACAGAAAUAUCUCAUUCGCAUAAGUAUUCACACCCCUAAGUCAAUACAUCGUAAAAUCACCUUUGGCGGCGAUUACAGCUAUCAGUCUUUCUGGGUAAGUCUCUAAGAGCUUUGCACACCUGGAUUGUACAACAUUUGAAUAUUAUUCUUUAAAAUAUUAUUCAAGCUCUGUCAAGUUGGUUGUUGAUCAUUGCUAGACAGCUAUUUUCAAGUCUUUCUAUAGAUUUUCAAGGCAAUUUAAGUUAAAACUGUAAGGCCACUCAGGAAUAUUCAAUGUCGUCUUGGUAAGCAACUCCAGUGUAUAUUUGGCCUUGUGUUUUAGGUGAUUGUCCUUGCUGAAAAGUGAGUUUGUCUCCCAGUAUCUGUUGGAAAGCAGACUGAACCAGGUUUUCCUCCAUGAUUUUGCCUGUACUUUAAUUUCAUCCAAAAAUCCCUCUAGUCCUUGCCAAUGACAAGCAUACCGAUAACAUGAUGCAGCCACCAACAUGCUUGAAAAUAUGAAGAGUGGUACUCAGUGACGUGUUGUGUUGGAUUUGCCCCAAACAUUACGCUUCGUAUUCAGGACAUAAAGUUAAUUUCUUUGCCACAUUUUUUGCAGUUUUACUUUAGUGCCUUAAUGCAAACAGGAUGCAUGUUGUGGAGUAACUACAAUGUUGUUGAUCCAUCGGUUUUCUCCUAUCACAGCCAUUAAACUCUGUAAUUUCUUGGCUGAUUUCUUUUGAGUUUCCCGUGAUGUCAAGCAAAGAGGCACUGUGUUCGAAGGUAGACCUUGAAAUACAUCCACAGGUACACCUCCAAUUGACUCAAAUGAUGCCUAUUAGCCUAUCAGAAGUUUUCUAAAGCCAUGAUAUCAUUUUCUGGAAUGUUCCAAGCUGUUUAAAGGCACAGUCAACUUAGUUUCAGAUUGUACCUCCCCUGUUUCACUCUGUUUCGAAACGUUUUCUCCCCCUUUCAUACCUGCUGAACACAACCCAGGAAUUGUGAGCAAAAACGAUGCGCAAAUUAUUACAUCCGUGCCUUAAUGAGACUGAACUGACCGACCGUGUGCAGACAGCUGAUGAUCAAGCACGGGUUUGAACCCACGGCGUUGUGGUGAAAUUGAAAGUAGACGGAUGAUAAAACAUCAUUGUGGAGGAUGAUUUCUCUAGCUUCCUCUCUGGCUAGAUUUAUUUAUUUAUUUAAUCUAAGGGAAAAACCUUUGAUCUCCCCCCAGCGCUACAGCCUAAAUAAAUCUAAAUCAUACUUAAUUCAUUUUCAUAUCCUCUUCAUCGGCCACAACGUGUAGAACUAACCCCACAGUGAGGACAGCGAGAGGGAGAAAGAGGGAGUCGGUUGGAAUGAUAUUGUGACAUAUGAUAUUAUAAUAAUAUUGUGACAUGAUAUUAUAAUGAUAUUGUGACAUAUGAUAUUAUAAUAAUAUUGUGACAUGAUAUUAUAAUGAUAUUGUGACAUAUGAUAUUAUAAUAAUAUUGUGACAUGAUAUUAUAAUGAUAUUGUGACAUAUGAUAUUAAUAAUAUUGUGACAUGAUAUAUAAUGAUAUUGUGACAUAUGAUAUUAUAAUAUAUUGUGACAUGAUAUUAUAAUGAUAUUGUGACAUAUGAUAUUAUAAUAAUAUUGUGACAUGAUAUUAUAAUGAUAUUGUGACAUAUGAUAUUAUAAUAAUAUUGUGACAUGAUAUUAUAAUGAUAUUGUGACAUAUUAUAUUAUAAUGAUAUUGUGACAUAUGAUAUUAUAAUAAUAUUGUGACAUGAUAUUCUAAUGAUAUUGUGACAUAUGAUAUUAUAAUGAUAUUGUGACAUAUUAUAUUAUAAUGAUAUUGUGACAUAUGAUAUUAUAAUAAUAUUGUGACAUGAUAUUCUAAUGAUAUUGUGACAUAUGAUAUUAUAAUAAUAUUGUGACAUGAUAUUAUAAUGAUAUUGUGACAUAUGAUAUUAUAAUAAUAUUGUGACAUGAUAUUAUAAUGAUAUUGUGACAUAUGCUUUUUACCAUAGAGGACAAACGGAGAGAGGGUUGUUGUAAUGGCCAAGCAGACACACACAUGGAUGCUCACACACACACACGCACGCACACACACACACACGCGCGCGCACACACACACACACGCGCACACACACCCUGCCAGAUGUUGUCCUUCUGGUUGAGCUGGUGCUAUUUGCCCUCCACAGGUGUUCAGUGUUUGCCGGUGGAAUUGGUGUAUAGAUUACAGAAUUUUCCCAAGUAAUCACAGGGGAUAAUGUUCAAACUAAACAUACCCAUCACUGUUGACUGAAAUCACAGGGGAUAAUGUCCAAACUAAACCUACCCAAAACUGUUGACUGAAAUCACAGGGGAUAAUGUCCAAACUAAACAGACCCAUCACUGCCCACAUGCUACAUAAUUAUUAAUAUUAAGACAUAAGCAACUCCAGGUAGAGCCAACCUAUCUGUUGAGUAAAUAUGUCUCACAUUUAUUACACCCUGUCUUUAAGAGACAACCAGAGCUCAGGUAUAUUUUCCUCAGCUCACUCCCACUUAUGGUUGAACUGUGGAGAAAUCUGCAGAGAAGCAGCCCAGUAGACAUACAGUAAGUACCCUAACAUCAACGACAGGAACAUCAAUCUCUUAGGUGUACCGUUUUACUAUGACAUAGCAGAAAGUGUCUUCCCCUUUUAUAGGUUAUUAUUUAAAGUUCAAAAGAUUUCUAGUAAUACCAAUUAAUUAAAUAUACCUCUCGAUUACGAAGAUGCUAUACAUAGUACAUGAUCAUGCAUCACACACAGUGUGUGGUCUUAGGGUCAUAGGUCAUUACACACCUAGUUUGUAGGAAGUUGCACAUUUAGAUGAAAACAAUGACCAACUAUUCUCGUCGCUUCUGUUUUGAAAUAUCUGUAUUUAUAUCUAUGAACGUUCUGCCUUCAGACGAUUCUCCAGUGGAGAAUAUAGCGUGCUGAGAAACCUUGGGCUGUCGGUUACCCCCUGAUCCAUGAUUUAUAUUAAGAUAAAGGUUCAGCUGAAGAGAAGGUAAACAAGACAAAAUUAGCUUGUUAAAAAGCAAACAACAUGUGUCGUCUGAGCAUGCCGAGUCACUCAAUGGAAACCACAGAGUUGUCGUUGAGGGCUCCGACUCUUUUUUAAGAACACUUCCAGACGCCCCCAGUCUUCCAGACUUCCUACAGAGUCUGUUUUCUGAAUGUUUUCUUAAAGGGGUAGUUCACCACAAUUACAACAUUUAAAUAUUGGUUUCCUUACCCUGUAAGCAGUCUAUGUACAAGGUAAUAUAGCAACCCAUGCUUUGUCUUUGUUUGCGUGGCCACUGUCUCCAAAUGCUAACUUUUUAGCAUUUUUGUUCAAGUCUCUAAACUUGUCUGACAUUGAUUGUGUAGCUCCAAAAAAAAGUUAUUUUAAGACAUGUUGGUGUGUGGUGAAAUCAGUUAAUGGAAAUUGAUGUUGCGGGACAGGACAUGCAACUGUCUCAGUGAAAACAUUUUGUUUUCCUGCAUCCCCUCCUUCUGCCCAAGAAAGCAAAGGUAACUGAACUAAAUGACUAUUACAUUUAGCAGAUGCUCUUAUCCAGAGCGACUUACAGGAGCAAUUAGGGUUAAGUGCCUUGCUCAAGGGCACAUCAACAGACUUUUCACCUAGUCAGCUCGGGGAUUAGAACCAGCAACCUUUCAGUUACUGGCACAACGCUCUUAACCACUAAGCUACCUGCCGGGACAAUCACCACGUAGCACUCACCUCUGUCCUCAUGAAGUGCUUUGAGAGACGAGUCAAGGAUCAUUUCCCCUCUACCUUACCUGUCACCCUAGACCCACUUCAAUUUGCUUACCGCUCCAAUAGAUCCACAGACGAUGCAAUCGCCAUCACACUGCACACUGCCCUAUCCCAUCUGGACAAGAGGAAUACCUAUGUAGGAAUGCUGUUCAUUGACUAUAGCUCAGCAUUCAACACCAUAGUACCCUCCAAGCUCAUCAUUAAGCUCGAGGCCCUGGGUCUGAACCCCGUCCUGUGCAACUGGGUCCUGGUCGGAAAAAACAUCUCCACUUCGCUGAUCCUCAACACUGGGGCCCCUCAAGGGUGCGUGCUAAGCCCCCUCCUGUACUCCCUGUUCACCCAUGAAUUCCAUUCCUUACUUAGAUUUGUGUGAAAUUGUUAGACAUUACUUGUUAGAUAUUACUGCACUGUCGGAGUUAGAAGCACAAGCGUUUCGCUACACCCGCAAUAACACCCGCUAAACACGUGUAUGUGACCGAUAACAUUUGAUUUGAUUUACUUUACCCCUACCAGAUACAUGCUUGUAGACCAGGGCAUUUGGUUGUGCUUAUCCUUGACCACUCGUUUCUCUCUUGUUUAUUUUUUCAGUUGACCCACUACAAGUGGGAAAGGGCAUAGUUCUGAUCACAGUGACGGACAUCAAUGACAACGCGCCUGCCUUCGCCAUCGAGUAUGAGACCUACCUUUGUGAGAGUGCCAGAGCUGGACAGGUAUGUCAACAUCUUACGAUGCAUCCAAAAGCUCCUAUUGGUAUUGGAAGACUGAGGGCAUUAUACAUAUAUAUAUAUAUAUAUAUAUAUAUAUAUAUAUAUAUAUAUAUAUAUAUAUAUAUAUAUAUAUACAUAUACAGUGGGGGAAAAAAGUAUUUAGUCAGCCACCAAUUGUGCAAGUUCUCCCACUUAAAAAGAUGAGAGAGGCCUGUAAUUUUCAUCAUAGGUACACGUCAACUAUGACAGACAAAAUGAGAAAAGAAAAUCCAGAAAAUCACAUUGUAGGAUUUUUAAUGAAUUUAUUUGCAAAUUAUGGUGGAAAAUAAGUAUUUGGUCAAUAACAAAAGUUUCUCAAUACUUUGUUAUAUACCCUUUGUUGGCAAUGACACAGGUCAAACGUUUUCUGUAAGUCUUCACAAGGUUUUCACACACUGUUGCUGGUAUUUUGGCCCAUUCCUCCAUGCAGAUCUCCUCUAGAGCAGUGAUGUUUUGGGGCUGUCGCUGGGCAACACGGACUUCAACUCCCUCCAAAGAUUUUCUAUGGGGUUGAGAUCUGGAGACUGGCUAGGCCACUCCAGGACCUUGAAAUGCUUCUUACGAAGCCACUCCUUCGUUGCCCGGGCGGUGUGUUUGGGAUCAUUGUCAUGCUGAAAGACCCAGCCACAUUUCAUCUUCAAUGCCCUUGCUGAUGGAAGGAGGUUUUCACUCAAAAUCUCACGAUACAUGGCCCCAUUCAUUCUUUCCUUUACACGGAUCAGUCGUCCUGGUCCCUUUGCAGAAAAACAGCCCCAAAGCAUGAUGUUUCCACCCCCAUUCUUCACAGUAGGUAUGGUGUUCUUUGGAUGCAACUCAGCAUUCUUUGUCCUCCAAACACGACGAGUUGAGUUUUUACCAAAAAGUUAUAUUUUGGUUUCAUCUGACCUCAUGACAUUCUCCCAAUCCUCUUCUGGAUCAUCCAAAUGCACUCUAGCAAACUUCAGACGGGCCUGGACAUGUACUGGCUUAAGCAGGAGGACACGUCUGGCACUGCAGGAUUUGAGUCCCUGGCGGCGUAGUGUGUUACUGAUGGUAGGCUUUGUUACUUUGGUCCCAGCUCUCUGCAGGUCAUUCACUAGGUCCCCCCAUGUGGUUCUGGGAUUUUUGCUCACCGUUCUUGUGAUCAUUUUGACCCCACGGGGUGAGAUCUUGCGUGGAGCCCCAGAUCGAGGGAGAUUAUCAGUGGUCUUGUAUGUCUUCCAUUUCCUAAUAAUUGCUCCCACAGUUGAUUUCUUCAAACCAAGCUGCUUACCUAUUGCAGAUUCAGUCUUCCCAGCCUGGUGCAGGUCUACAAUUUUUUUUCUGGUGUCCUUUGACAGCUCUUUGGUCUUGGCCAUAGUGGAGUUUGGAGAGUGACUGUUUGAGGUUGUGGACAGGUGUCUUUUAUACUGAUAACAAGUUCAAACAGGUGCCAUUAAUACAGGUAACGAGUGGAGGACAGAGGAGCCUCUUAAAGAAGAAGUUACAGGUCUGUGAGAGCCAGAAAUCUUGCUUGUUUGUAGGUGACCAAAUACUUAUUUUCCACCAUCAUUUGCAAAUAAAUUCAUUAAAAAUCCUACAAUGUGAUUUUCUGGAUUUUUUUCCCUCAAUUUGUCUGUCAUAGUUGACGUGUACCUAUGAUGAAAAUUACAGGCCUCUCUCAUCUUUUUAAGUGGGAGAACUUGCACAAUUGGUGGCUGACUAAAUACUUUUUUUCCCCACUGUAUAUUAUGCCAUGUACAUUUUAUAAUGGGAUAAACACAGUUAAACAUUGUGAUGCAGAGUUCAAAGGUGACAGAAUUUUGGGAAAACAAUUAUAUUGGGUAUCGUUGUCGCAAUUAAAACAACAAAUGAAUAAUUAGCAGUGUUGGGGAGUAGUGAACUACAUGUACUUCAACUACAGUGGCUUGCGAAAGUUUUCACCUGGGCUUUGACUAGGCCAUUCCAAGACAUUGAAAUGUUUCCCCUUGAACCACUCGAGUGUUGCUUUAGCGCUAUCCUCAGGGUCAUUGUCCUGCUGGAAGGUGAACCUCCAUCCCAGUCUCAAAUCUCUGGAAGACUGAAACAGGUUUCCCUCAAGAAUAUCCCUGUAUUUAACGCCAUCCAUCAUUCCUUCAAUUCUGACCAGUUUCCCAGUCCCUGCUGAUGGUGUUCUCAGGGUGAUGAGAGGUGUUGGGUUUGCGCCAGACAUAGCGUUUUCCUUGAUGGCCAACAAGCUCCAUUUUAGUCUCAUCUGACCAGAGUACCUUCUUCCAUAUGUUUGGGGAGUCUCCCACAUGCCUUUUGGCGAACACCAAACGUGUUUGCUUAUUUUCUGGCCACUCUUCCGUAAAGCCCAGCUCUGUGAAGUGUACGGCUUAAAGUGGUCCUAUGGACAGAUACUCCAAUCUCAUUUGUGUAUCUUUGCAGCUCCUUCAGGGUUAUCUUUGGUCUCUUUGUUGCCUCUCUGAUUAAUGCCCUCCUUGCCUGGCCAAUUAGUUUUGGUGGGCGGCCCUCUCUUGGCAAGUUUGUUGUGGUGCCAUAUUCUUUCCAUUUUUUAAUAAUGGAUUUAAUGGUGCUCCGUGGGAUGUUCAAAGUUUAUGAUAUUUUUUUAUAACCCAACCCUGAUCUGUACUUCUCCACAACUUUGUCCCUGACCUGUUUGGAGAGCUCCUUGGUCUUCAUGGUGCCACUUGCUUAGUGGUGUUGCAGACUCUGGGGCCUUUCAGAACAGGUGUGUAUAUAUACUGAGAUCAUGUGACACUUAGAUUGCACACAGGUGGACUUUAUUUAACUAAUUAUGUGACUUCUAAAGGUAAUUGGUUGCACCAGAUCUUAAUUAGGGGCUUCAUAGCAAAAGGGGGUAAAUACAUAUGCACGCACAACUUAUUUUUUUAAUUUCACUUCACCAAUUUGGACUAUUUUGUGUACAUUAAAUCCAAUUAAAAAAUCCAUUUAAAUUACAGGUUGUAAUGCAACAAAAUAGGAAAAACACCAAGGGGGAUGAAUUCUUUUGCAAGGCACUGUAGUAAUUGAACUACAUUUUGCAGUAGCUUGGUGGUAGUUGAAACUGAAUUCAAAUCUUGGUAGUGUUUUCUGUAGUUAAUUACUUUGUUUGCCAUGUAGCAGUGUAGAUAACUACUGGAACUACACACUACUUUUAGGUAGGGCAUUAUUUUCCUUUAUCUUCCGGCUUCAGACCUGCCUAAUUAUCACUUGAAACAUCGUUUUUGUGUUUAGUAGGCUAAAUUACACAUUCUGCUAACAUAUGACCCUAAAGUGGUCUGUUCUUGCAAUUUGUAGUCAAUGACAUUUCAGAUUUACAUAUGAUAAUUUUUCACGAAGUAGAUAGUGUAUCAUUAAGUAGUAUGGAUGUAGUGAACUACUUUUUCCAAAGUAACUUUAGUUAAGUAAAUUAUAUUUUCUAAAGGGUAGCUUUAGAAUAGCUAAACUUCUUCCGGUGUGAAGUAAUUGGUAGCUUUGGUAAACUAUAUUUUCAGAGUAGCUUCCCCAACACUGAUAAUUAGGCAUAUCAAUAAUUUGGCAAAAUUUGGAGGCGGAAAACGAUUAUCUGCGCCACAAUUGUCUCAUAGACAUUUGUAUAACACAGCAGCGGUCAGGUGAAGGUAGUUAGAGGCUUCACGUGGAUCUCCAUAGCAGGUGCCUAAUCAGGGGAUCAAAGCUUUGUGCUGCCAUGUGGAAAAGGGUUUUGUAGGGGGAUGCAAAACAGGACUGUGGGGGGAUUGUGGCAUGAAAUUGGUUUGUGUGAAAACGUGGCGUGGCGUCAAGUACUCGGUGUCAGCUCGCCACGGCAGCCAACCAGCCAAGCUGAGACCACACGUUUACUUAUGCAUCCAUUCACACUCUCCGUGGAGUGGGAGCACAGCUGUGGUGUGUGUGUGUGUGUGUGUGUGUGUGUGUGACAUUACACCUUUUGAGUUGUGAAAAUGGCAUCAUUAAGUCCUCACAAAACAAAAACUAUAGCAGUGAAUUUGUCACACCACAUUGACAUACCCCAUACCCAAGAAUCUCUUCAAGCAGCCAUUGAAAUACAACAGCAUCACACAUCACUGCCCGCCAUAAUUACAAUAGGAGAUGAUAGCCAUUUUAAAUAUGUGGUGCUCUCUUAAUGAGUACAAUUAAGCCCACUCAGGUUAACAGGGAUACAUGAUGAUAGACCUGUGUGUCCUUUGGUGACCUUUGACUUUAUAAGAUUGUCUUUUAUGUAAUGACUCAGUUGAAGGCCCUCAUGCGUUUCCAAUGA
This is a messenger RNA of Coregonus sp. 'balchen', 40386 nucleotides long. NCBI's taxonomy places the organism in Eukaryota, Metazoa, Chordata, Actinopteri, Salmoniformes, Salmonidae. The record is from the annotation of a GenBank genome assembly.